Molecule: messenger RNA, 225 nt
Organism: Elephantulus edwardii (Cape elephant shrew)
Lineage: Eukaryota; Metazoa; Chordata; Mammalia; Macroscelidea; Macroscelididae
Product: NADH dehydrogenase [ubiquinone] 1 alpha subcomplex subunit 5-like
Exons: 2
Coding region: 1-225 (74 amino acids)
Biological process (GO): respiratory electron transport chain
Source: RefSeq, a predicted model, not a curated record
AUGGCGGGGCUACUGAAGAAGACCACUGGCCUUGUGGGAUUGGCUGUGUGUAACACUCCGCAUGAGGAACCAGAUGUUAAAAAAUUAGAACAACAGCUUCAAGGGGGACAAAUUGAAGAAGUCAUUUUUCAGGCUGAAAGUGAAUUAAGUUUGGCAAGAAAAAUGAUACAGUGGGAGCCAUUGGUGGAGGAGCCUCCUGCCAAUCAGUGGAAAUGGCCGAUAUAA